Messenger RNA from Talpa occidentalis (Iberian mole), 7220 nucleotides. It is a transcript of the gene ATP13A3, whose product is annotated as ATPase 13A3. The transcript has 35 exons. The coding region runs from base 208 to 3978 and encodes 1256 amino acids. Gene Ontology annotation, cellular component: late endosome membrane. Gene Ontology annotation, biological process: polyamine transmembrane transport; intracellular calcium ion homeostasis. The record is from RefSeq and is a predicted model, not a curated record. Lineage: Eukaryota; Metazoa; Chordata; Mammalia; Eulipotyphla; Talpidae. Gene Ontology annotation, molecular function: ATP hydrolysis activity; ATPase-coupled monoatomic cation transmembrane transporter activity; polyamine transmembrane transporter activity.
GAGGCCGCCGAGGAGACGGCGCGGCGGCGGCGGUAAGCGGCUCCGGCUUCCUGAGAUCUGACAGAAACAUCCUUGGAGCUUGGUGUCUGGACAUAGGAGGCACUCUUCGCCGAACUCUGUGUGAACCUGGUGCUCAUUCAACCCAGUCUGUAGCAGCAGUUAUCUUCAGCUGUUCUGAAGCACAAGACCUUUCAAACCACUGUAGAUAUGGACAAAGAAGAAAGGAAGACUAUCAACCAGGGUCAAGAAGAUGAGAUGGAGAUUUAUGGCUAUAACUUAAGUCGCUGGAAGCUUGCCAUGGUUUCCCUAGGAGUGGUUUGCACUGGCGGCUUUCUCCUCCUCCUCCUCUAUUGGUUGCCUGAGUGGCGGGUGAAGGCCACCUGUAUUAGAGCUGCAAUUAAAGACUGUGAAGUGGUGCUGCUGAGGACUACUGAUGAAUUCAAAAUGUGGUUUUGUGCAAAAAUUCGCUUUCUUUCAUUGGAAACCCACCCAUUUUCAAGUCCAAAAUCUGUGACCAAUAAGAUUUCAAAUGGCCAUGCUGUUCAUUUAUCUGAAAAUCUGACAGAAGACAAUAGGCAUGAAAUGAGUAAAUAUUCACAGACCCAGUCACAACAGAUUCGUUAUUUUACCCAUCACAGUGUAAAAUACUUCUGGAAUGAUGCCCUUCACAAUUUUGAUUUCUUAAAGGGACUGGAUGAAGGUGUUUCUUGUACGUCAAUUUAUGAAAAGCAUAGUGCAGGACUGACAAAGGGGAUGCAUGCCUACAGAAAAUUGCUUUAUGGAGUAAAUGAAAUUACUGUGAAAGUGCCUUCUGUUUUUAAGCUUCUAAUUAAGGAGGUUCUCAACCCAUUUUACAUUUUCCAGUUGUUCAGUGUUAUAUUGUGGAGCACUGACGAGUACUAUUACUAUGCUCUAGCUAUUGUGAUCAUGUCUAUAGUAUCAAUUGUUACCUCCCUAUAUUCCAUUAGAAAGCAAUACAUUAUGUUGCAUGAUAUGGUAGCUGCCCACAGUACUGUGAGGGUUUCAGUUUGCAGAUUAAAUGAAGAAAUAGAAGAAAUCUUUUCUACAGACCUUGUGCCAGGAGAUGUUAUGGUGAUUCCAUUAAAUGGGACAGUCAUGCCUUGUGAUGCAGUACUUAUUAAUGGUACUUGCAUUGUAAACGAAAGCAUGUUAACAGGAGAAAGUGUUCCAGUGACAAAGACUAACUUGCCAAAUCCUUCAGUGGACAUAAAAGGAAUGGGAGAUGAAUUAUAUAGUCCAGAAAUACAUAAACGACACACUUUGUUUUGUGGGACUACUGUUAUUCAGACUCGUUUCUACACUGGAGAACUUGUCAAAGCCAUAGUAGUUAGAACAGGAUUUAGUACUUCCAAAGGACAACUUGUUCGUUCCAUAUUGUAUCCCAAACCAACUGAUUUUAAACUCUACAGAGAUGCCUACUUGUUUCUCCUAUGCCUUGUGGCAGUGGCUGGCAUUGGGUUUAUCUACACUAUUAUCAAUAGCAUUUUACAUAAGGUAGAAGCUGGGUCAAUAAUUAUCGAGUCUCUUGAUAUCAUUACAAUUACUGUGCCACCUGCACUUCCUGCUGCAAUGACUGCUGGUAUUGUGUAUGCCCAAAGAAGACUGAAAAAAAUUGGUAUUUUCUGUAUUAGUCCCCAAAGGAUAAAUAUCUGUGGACAGCUGAAUCUUGUUUGCUUUGACAAGACUGGAACUCUUACUGAAGAUGGUUUAGAUCUUUGGGGGAUUCAACGAGUGGAAAAUACACGUUUUCUUUUGCCAGAAGAAAAUGUUUGCAAUGAGAUGUUGGUAAAAUCUCAGUUUGUUGCUUGUAUGGCUACUUGUCAUUCACUUACAAAAAUCGAAGGAGCGCUUUCUGGUGACCCACUUGAUCUGAAAAUGUUUGAAGCCAUUGGAUGGAUUUUGGAAGAAGCAACUGAAGAAGAAACAGCACUUCAUAAUCGAAUUAUGCCCACUGUAGUUCGUCCUCCAAAACAACUGCUUCCUGAAUCUGUACCUGCAGGAAACCAAGAAAUGGAGCUGUUUGAACUUCCAGCUAUUUAUGAGAUAGGAAUUGUUCGCCAGUUCCCAUUUUCUUCUGCCUUGCAACGUAUGAGCGUGGUUGCAAGGGUGCUAGGGGAUAAGAAAAUGGAUGCCUACAUGAAAGGAGCACCUGAGGUCAUUGCCAGUCUUUGUAAACCUGAAACAGUUCCUGUUGAUUUUGAAAAAGUUUUAGAAGAUUACACUAAACAGGGCUUCCGUGUAAUUGCUCUUGCACACAGAAAAUUGGAGUCAAAACUGACAUGGCAUAAAGUACAGAAUGUUAGCAGAGAUGCCAUUGAAAACAACAUGGAUUUUAUGGGAUUAAUUAUAAUGCAGAACAAAUUAAAGCAAGAAACCCCUGCAGUACUUGAAGAUUUGCAUAAAGCCAACAUUCGCACUGUCAUGGUCACAGGUGACAACAUGUUGACUGCUGUCUCUGUGGCUAGAGACUGUGGAAUGAUACUACCUCAAGAUAAAGUUAUUAUUGCUGAAGCAUUACCUCCAAAGGAUGGGAAAGUUGCCAAGAUAAAUUGGCAUUAUGCAGACACCGUAGCACAGUGCAGUAAUUCAUCAGCAAUUGAUUCGGAGGCUAUUCCUAUUAAAAUGGUCCAUGAUAGCUUAGAGGAUCUUCAGGUAACUCGUUAUCAUUUUGCAAUGAAUGGAAAAUCAUUUUCAGUGAUACUGGAGCAUUUUCAAGACCUUGUUCCUAAGUUGAUGUUGCAUGGCACUGUGUUUGCCCGUAUGGCACCUGAUCAGAAGACACAAUUAGUGGAAGCAUUGCAAAAUGUAGAUUACUUUGUUGGGAUGUGUGGUGAUGGUGCAAAUGAUUGUGGUGCUUUGAAGAGGGCACAUGGAGGCAUUUCCCUGUCAGAGCUUGAAGCUUCAGUAGCAUCUCCCUUUACCUCCAAAACACCUAGUAUUUCCUGUGUGCCAAAUCUUAUCAGGGAAGGCCGUGCUGCUCUAAUGACUUCCUUCUGUGUGUUUAAAUUUAUGGCUUUAUACAGCAUUAUACAGUACUUCAGUGUUACUCUACUGUAUUCGAUCCUAAGCAAUCUUGGAGACUUCCAGUUUCUCUUCAUUGAUUUGGCAAUCAUUUUGGUAGUGGUAUUUACAAUGAGUUUAAAUCCUGCCUGGAAGGAACUUGUGGCUCAAAGACCACCUUCAGGUCUAAUAUCUGGGGCCCUUCUCUUCUCCGUUUUGUCUCAGAUCAUCAUUUGCAUUGGAUUUCAAUCUUUCGGAUUUUUUUGGGUAAAGCAGCAAUCUUGGUAUGAAGUAUGGCAUCCACAUUCAGAUGCUUGUGAUACAACAAGAAGCCUAUAUUGGAAUUCUUCACAUUUAUACAAUGAAACUGAAAUUGAUACACAUAAUAUACAAAAUUAUGAAAAUACUACAGUGUUUUUUAUCUCCAGUUUUCAGUACCUCAUAGUGGCAAUUGCCUUUUCAAAAGGAAAACCCUUCAGGCAGCCUUGCUACAAGAAUUAUUUUUUUGUUGUGUCUGUGAUUAUUUUGUAUGUUUUCACAUUAUUCAUCAUGUUGUAUCCAGUUGCCUCUGUUGACCAGGUUCUUCAGAUAGUAUGUGUACCGUAUCAGUGGCGUAUAACUAUGCUCAUCAUUGUUCUCAUCAAUGCCUUUGUAUCUGUCAUGGUGGAGAACUUCUUCCUUGACGUGGUCCUUUGGAAAGUUGUGUUCAAUCGAGACAAACAAGGAGAAUAUCGCUUCACCACCACACAGCCACCACAGGAGUCAGUGGAUCGAUGGGGAAAAUGCUGCUUGUCCUGGGCCCUGGGCUGUAGAAAGAAGAUACCAAAGGCAAAGUAUAUGUAUCUAGCUCAGGAGCUCUUGGUGGAUCCAGAAUGGCCACCAAAACCUCAAACAACAACAGAAGCUAAAGCUUUAGUUAAGGAGAAUGGAUCAUGUCAAAUCAUCACCAUAACAUAGCAAUGAAUCAGACUCAGUGGUAUGCAAAUAGUUUUGAGGAGAAAGUAUUUUAGGACUUCCUGAUCCUGUGUGUCUGAAUGGUACCAUUUUAAUUUAUGUCCCUUCUGAUAGAGUAAUUAAUUUCAGAGCUUAAAAAAAAAAAAAAAAAGCCCCCCCCCCCCCAAAAAAAAAACCCAAAAAGCAAAGAUACUGGCCCAUCAGUGAAACUGAUUAUCAUUGUAUAAAGUCCCUAUAUCCAUUCAGUAACUCUUAAGUGUUAUCUAUAUUUCCAUAAUUUUCUUGUCUGUUCUUCUCAGUGAUAUUCUCUAUAUUGGGUGCAGAAGAAAAUUGAUAUUUGGUAGGUUUUUAGACAUUGGCCUUUGAGAAUUACUUUUACAAUAUCCUUUAAAUUUAUUUUCACAACUCCCUUAAGUAGAAAAAGUCCUCACUUAUAAACAAGGCUCUAAAUUUGUGAGUGAUAAAUAAAAUGUCUGUUAAUUAGCCUCCAGAGAAAACAAAGCAUAUUUUUUGUUUGAUCCCAUUAUUUCUUCCAAAGAAGUCUAUACCCACAUAGACACCAGUUACCUUUGAUAGCCUAGAGUUAGAAGUGAGUUUUAUGGUGUUGCUUAUAGAACAACUCAGGUAAUUUACAUUUAUGGUUUUAUAUUUUCUGUACAAACUGCCUGGGUUUUACUUUUCUAAUCAGCAAGGUGCUUCACUGCCUUCUUGAGAUGUCCCUCUAAGCUAUUAAAUGAUCUUGUGCAAUGUCUGGUGUCAGUAGUAUAAUUGGCUUUAGUUAAAUGUUAAAGAACCCUUUUCACUAGGAAAUAAGAUCAUUUCUUUUGACAGUAGAUGUCGAUCUAGCUUUCUAUACCCUUCGUGUCUGUUUUUUCUGCAGGUUUUAUUAUUUUAAAAAAGUCAGUUUUUCUACAUUCUUCAUUACCUAAGACAUAGGAUAAUAGUUGCUGUUUUGUUUUUAGUUAGAAUUUUACCUCCUGAGGUUUGACAUAUGUCUUCUGUCAAUAAUGAGGCUUGAAAAAUGAGUGGUUUUGAAUGACUGCUACUUUUUUCAAAGCAAUAUGAACUUAGUGAGAGUUUGUUUUAUGCCAUUAGGUGGUGCCAGAGGUCAGAGCUUACUCAUGAUGGAUUGAGUGCUUACCUUGAUCAAACAUAUUUUUUUGGUUGUGGAUAUUUCUGAGAGGAAAACAUUUUGAAAUAAAGAAUUAAGACAUCCACUGAACCAGAGGAAAUGUGGAAAUUAUUUUUCAUCUUUGUUUUGCCUGGUUAAUGUUUAAAUGCGAAACAAAAUUAAGGUGAUUUUAAAAAUGCCUUCAUAGGUAAGAUCCAGCAGUUUGGCAAAACCCACAGUUAUGAUAAACGCUAAAGUACUAAAACUGUGUGAUAUUAUCCUAUGUUCUUCCUUAAUCAAUAGCAUGCUUGUGCUUUCUACUCCUAGCUGAUCAUUAUUUUCCUGAUAUGUAUUUACCAACUUACAAAAUGUUACCCAAUACUAUAGGACCAAGUGGUUCUCAUUUUUUGAUGCUGCAGAGACCUGAAUGAUGUUUGGUAACUGUAGAAAAAUGUAAGUUACACUCAGGAUCACUGUUCUUGCUAUUGCCACUGAUACUUCUUAACAAAAACAUAAUUGAAGUUUUCCAUCUCAAAGUAUAAUAUGAUAUUAAUACACAUUAGAUGAUACGAACAAUUGUUUCAUGAAUGAUUCUAUGAAGCUAUGCAUCUUAGACCUCUUGAGCUGUGAAUUAGCACUGUUUUCUAUAGUUACUUACUCUCACAAUCAUUUUAUAAUUUCUGUACUCACUGUCAGUAUGAACAAGUGUUAUUCUUCAGUGAUUUCCUAGAAUUGUAAAUUUUAUUCUAUAAGUACUGAAGCUUAUAAUGCAUUGUUAAGUAGCACCUUCAAAUCCUAUUAUCAGGAGUGUUUAACAUCUUUAAGCGCAUGGUCAUAAAGAACUAUAUUUUUGACACCCUUCCCCUUUUUUUUAACAUUUAAAUUUUAUAAGGUUUUUUAUCUCAUCUGUCCAAACUGUUCUCAAAGAAAUGAAAUUUUUGGGUAGGUGAGAAAGCGUUUAUAGGAAAUUAGAUUGAACAAAAACAAGGUGUUGUUCAAGUUGUAAUUGAUGGUUUCCAGAAUGUUAUUUGAAGAAUGUUUUUAAAUCCAGGUAUGGGUCCUACUCGGUGCCAUAGAUAGACUGAGUCCUCUCUGUAGGUCACCAUUACACAGUGAUUUUAAUUCUGAAUUUCACAUAAGUUAUUUGAGUGUAUACAUACCUAAAAUUUAAAAAUCUGUACAUAUAUUAUUUUGAUGUAUUAAGAUUAAUAAAUAUUGCCGAUUUAAAUUUUAUUUAUGCACAUACUUAAAGGACAGAAAUGUCUGGGAAAGUAAUUGUUAAAUAAUGAUAUGUAACUUUUUUAACUUUUUAAAUAAAUAACAAGAUUUUUAAUGUGUGUCUCCCUCAGGGUUGUUUAAAGUUUUUUUUUUUCUUCCCUCAAAUAUAAAUAGCGGUAACUAUAUGUUUUGUAUCUUUUAGCACCAACUGCUGUAAAGCAAUGCUGCAAAUAAUGCUUGAAUAAGAAGUGGCUAAGCCAACAACAAAGUAAUUUUUUAUAUUAGUUUUAUAAUCCUUACAUUCGAAAGCUUUCCAAACUGCACUUGCGUUUAAAUAAAACUGUCGCAGUUUUUUAACUCUUAUUUAUUUUGUUCCCUGUGUUUAUGAAUAUACUACACAGUUUCAGAGGCAUGAAAUAUAUCAUUGUUUAAGUAUUCUUUUCCCAAAAUGGCUAUAGAUACAAUAUCCAGAGAAUAGAAAAAAUUCAAGCUUUAGAAAACAAAUUCUAAGAUUUUUUGCAUGCAAUUUUGACAUAUCUGAAAGUAGGUUUUUGUAUAUUUUUGGUGGGAGGUCGUUGGGGACUUUUAACAGAAUGUGGGAUGUUAAUUUUUGUACAGUAUGUGGGCAUUUACACAUUUUUAAUGUAUUAAAAUUUGGUAAUUAUGUGCACAUGAAAUUAAUAAAAUAGUUACUUCCUGUUAUGAUUUGUGAAUUCCUUAAGACUUUGGAUUUUUUUAAGUAACUUUAUAUCAGAAAUGAUACUGCAUCUUUAUAUUUUUAAAAUUGUAUUGCUGCUCAAGAAUGGUACCCUAAUGUCAAAAAGGCAUACAUUCAUAAUUGUACAUUUAGCACUGUAAAUAACCUUAUGAGAUCUUUUUUGAUUGAAACUAUUCGAAAUAAAAAUUUAAAUGAAUG